Exaiptasia diaphana is the source of this 1989-nucleotide messenger RNA. RefSeq lists its product as uncharacterized. The record is from RefSeq and is a predicted model, not a curated record. Gene Ontology annotation, molecular function: protein binding. Lineage: Eukaryota; Metazoa; Cnidaria; Anthozoa; Actiniaria; Aiptasiidae.
GACAUCCGCCAUCAUUCAAAUAUAKUUCCUAAGAAAGUACGAAAAGUAUGUGGCGAUUUAAGAGUAAGAAAGGUGAUUCAGAAUCUAAAGCCGCACUUAAUGAACUCACAAAACUUGGAUUCGCAAAAGACAAAGCCGCUGCUGUACUUGCAGAAUGUGACAACGAUGUAGCCAGAGCUAAGUCGAAACUCGAAAAAAUGGCAGCUGAAGUUGCAUCGSCACCGUCGAGUGACAAUCCCCCUCCUUAUGCUGGCGAGCCUCCUCCGCCAUACAGUGAAUGCGCCUCGUCGUCUUCAGCAAAUCAGCCUCUUUUCAUUAGUCAGGAAAAGGAAUCUUUUCUCAAGGGGUUAGAUAUGAAAUUCCCAGCUGACACAGAGGAGGAGGAAAGGUGUUCGUCAUGUUUUGAUCCGAUAAAACACGAUCCAGAAGAGGGUUUCUCUGGAAAGAUGGUCUGGCACCUUUCAAAAGCUUACCAUUCUGAGUGUUACAUGAAGUAUAAAGGCCCCAAGUGCGAACACUGCUGUUUUGCGCUCAUUGCUGACCCAUCGAAAGGACUAUCAGGCAAAUGGGGGAUAUACGACAGCCAGAAAUACCAUGAAGAGUGCUACAUGAAUUAUGCUGGACCAAGGUGUAGCAGCUGCUGUGAUGUCAUUGCAUGUAAACCAGACGAUGGAUUCUCCGGACGAUGGGUUGAUGAUAGCAAUAAACUUUAUCAUGAAGAAUGUUUUACCAAGAAAAACUUAGUUGAAACAAGAGCAAAAAUGUCAUAGUCUUCCAAGUACAAAGACUUGCAAUAAUAAUAACAGCUGUUAAUUAAAUACCAUUAUGUCCAGGCCCAUAGGCUGGGAGGGUUCGGGGGUUUGGAAGAGCACACCACAACCUUAAAAGGUCCGGUUCUCUUCUUUUAUUGUUCUAUUUUAAAAUUCUUUUCUUAUGAACUGUUUUUGAGAUAGUAUUUUGUUAUGAACUGCUCUUCCAGCCAGUUCUUGCACACUAUAACCGUGCAUUUAACUAAUUUAGCUAAAAAUUUAAUUUAGGUCCACAUUAUGAAAAAAACAAACCCCCUUCCCCCAUUUGUGAGUCAGCCUACAGGUCUGAUGUCUGUGAAAAAGUCACCCAGUAGCACAAUGAUAUUUAGUUAUCAACAAACUAAGAAUUUCCACUAGAAUGCAAACAAUAUGCCUGUACAAUAGUGUUCAUUUAUACUGCUAAUUACUUUUGAUAUGACAAUAGAAAGCAGAAUUGUGGUUCUUUCCCUGAUGAUUUGGUGAGAUGCAUUAUGGGAUUGAUGAAAGUACAAACUGAGCCAUUUUGUYCUUUUUUUGUUUGUUUCUGGUGUUUCGUGCUGUUUUUCAAAUAAUAAGCAAUAUUUACAUCCCAAACAGGCCUUUUGAUUAACAUACUCAGUGUGUAGGAWUCUAGAUCAAUGCUCUUUCAAAAGAUUCUUAUCUUCUGAUAAUGGAAAUUUCGCAAAAGAAACUUUURUCCUCAGUUAGAAAUCCAUUGUCUAAAUACUUUCAUCAAUACCAUGAUGUGCUUCACUAAUGCACACACUACAAAAUAAGGUUAGACGACUAUGUUAGUAUUACCUUUUGUUAGAAAUUUCACAAACCUAUUUGAACUCUACAUUAUAAUGGGCCAGUUGUACAAGGGAUGAAUAGGACUAUCCAUCUAAUAAUACAAAAAUUAUUGAGUGGAUGACUCUAUCUACACUUUGUAAAACAGGCCCUUUGGUUUAUAGCUUCUACAGGCCCUUCAGCCCUUGGUGUAUUGCUUUAUUUUACUUUACAGCCAUGCCUCACUCAUGCAGGAAGCUACAAAUCAAAGACAAGGAAAUCUGACAAUGGAACGUGUAUAGAAUGAAAUGAAUUAUUAAGUCUGGUUUCUUUAAGUCUAUUAAUAGACUGUAUUAUUAAGAAGUUGUAUAAUGAAGACUUUUAAGUAUUUGUAAAAUAAUAUUUGAUGUACAGUAAAAUACUGAUGUAUGGA